Messenger RNA from Daphnia magna, 6043 nucleotides. Its product is annotated as homeobox protein caupolican. The transcript has 7 exons. Gene Ontology annotation, cellular component: nucleus. Bases 1527 to 3872 code for a protein of 781 amino acids. The record is from RefSeq and is a predicted model, not a curated record. Gene Ontology annotation, biological process: cell development; neuron differentiation; regulation of transcription by RNA polymerase II. NCBI's taxonomy places the organism in Eukaryota, Metazoa, Arthropoda, Branchiopoda, Diplostraca, Daphniidae. Gene Ontology annotation, molecular function: RNA polymerase II cis-regulatory region sequence-specific DNA binding; DNA-binding transcription factor activity, RNA polymerase II-specific.
GCAACAGUGAACAGUGAUCGUUCGGACGCGGUGCCCACACCACACACACCAGCACUUGGCCGUGUGAGUGCGCCGCCACAUCACAUCGACAGCAGCAGCAGCUCGAAAAAGAAAAGAAAAAAAAAAAAGAGCAGAGCAGCGCCCCGGCGCGUCUUACACAUACACACACGCAGACACACGUGAAAGAAAAGAAGAAAAAAAAUUAUCGAAUGAAAUUUUCUUUUUUUUAAAUAUUCAACUGGCCUCAUUACAACAUUUCAGUGCGUUUUAUGUGAAUGUUUUGUGUGCUGCGUGUUUGCUUCUUCUUCUUUUAGUUGAGUGAAUGUGUGCAGUCGUGACGACAUUGUCGGAUGUGAAUCAAGUGACCCUCCCAUUCGUCGACAGUUUUUAGAAGGAAAAAAAAAACAAAACAAACGAGGAUCGGCACAAAAUAGAUACAUUCGUUGUCUUGUUCGACAGGCCGGGACGCCCGUUUAGUGAAUCACUGUGUCUCUUCGAGUGUUGUUGUUCUUCUCCUUCUUCUUCGUUCCUUUAGAUUUUGUUCGAUCGGCAAGGCGCCCCCCUUUUUUCUUUAUUUUAUUCUUCGUCCCGAUACGUAGAACAACAUCAGAAACGCCGUGUGUGUGUGUGUGUGUGUGUGUGGGUGCUUCCCUUCUUUAUAUAUACCUAUACAUAUAUAUACAGCACUAACACAACGCGAGGCACCCUGUUUUGCAUAUUUGGCCGCAAGGAAGAGUCGAGUCUCUCUCUCGUUAGUUCGACACUAAAACGGCCGACGGCCAUCCAAGAGGCAACUUGACAAAUAAGAACAACACGAUCAUAAAUAAUAAGAGAGAAAACAACAUCUCGGCAUAUUAUAUCGAGGGGCAGAUGCGACUCGCAUUUGAUGGUUCCCGAUCGUUCGUCAGUGGUUGAGAUAAAAAAUCAACAAUCGCCGCGUGUGCGAUAAAAGUGGCCAAUAUUUCGGCACGCCUCCGCCAAGUAUCAAAAGUUUGGCUGAAACGGCGAACUCGUUCGCUGUUCCGUGUCGCAGUUUUGCGCGUCGCAAAUGAGGCCGACCAAUUUGACAGAGACGUUCGAAUUAAGAGCUCCGUAUUAAGAAACGCGUGUUUAUGCUGUGUUCUCGGUGUUCGCCUAUAUCUGCAUUUGGAUUGCGCCUCGAACCACCAAUAAAAAGAAACUCGUUUUGCCCCCUCAAACUGAUUAACGGUGUGCAAUUUGAGCUGAUUGUAAACACAGCAGCACGGGUGAAAAGAAACAAGUGGAAAACUCGUUUGAUUUCGGGGCAGCCGGGGAAGUCUGUUCUCACCCAGAAACACGUCAGCCCGUUUGAUUCAUUUCAAGCAUUAAAACAUAAAUAGGCGUCCAUAUUAGCCUACGAGAGAAGGUCGGUAAAAAACAAAACAAAACAAACAAAGUGUUGCUGUGUAUAGAUUAUUGGCGUGAAGAAGAAGAACUGUUUGUGCUGAAAUUGUUUCGUACAUCAAAGUGUGGGCAGCAGCAGGGCGGGCGUUGGGGCGUGUGCCAUGGCGCAAUUCGGACAGCACAGCACGGUCAACGCGAUCAACAACGGCACCAGUUCGACAACAUCGUCGACAAUGACGACCAGCAGCGCUGCUGCACCGGCCAACAGCACGAACUCUGCCGCCGGCUCAACACCGGGCCACCAGGGUGCAAUGAGUAGCGGCAGUUGCAGUAGCAGCAGCAGCACUGGUAGCGCGAGCAACGAAAGAAGUCUUCGUCUGAUGGCUUCCUCUUCUUCUUCGGCGUCGGCAACGGCGGCCAUUUCAACAACGACGCCCUUGAUUUUGUCUUCUCCCCGGACACCACCGACGCUAGUUGCGCCCUCGUCGGGAUGUUGUUGCGAUGGCAGCCGGCCGUUAGUGCCCGAUCCGCUGACAGGUCAGCCGAUUUGCGCUUGCCAAUUGGAAUCGGGUUCGGCCUCUUCGGCCUCGACAGCCGCCAUGUUGUUGGGUCUGCCUCGAUUGAGCAGCAUGGCCACGACGACGACGACAACAUCAUCACCGGGCGCCACAUCGGCGGUCGGCCUAGGCCUCGGCCUCAGUCUUUACCAUCCUUACCAUCACCAUCAGCAACAGCAGCAACAACAACAACAAGCGCACGACCUGGUCCACCAUCACCAAGCGGCCGCCGCUGCCGCUGCCGCCGCCCAUCAGCAGCAGCAACAACCUUUCCUGACCCCCGAUCAAUCAUCAUUUUACGCAGCUGCUGUAAGUUUUGACGGCCAAAACCCCGUCUUUGAGAACGCGGGUCACGACCUCAAAGAUUCCGCACUGGCGUUCAACGGGGCGGCCGCCGCCGCCGCAGCUGCCGCUGGAUGGCCUUAUCCGUCAAUGUAUUAUCCUUACGAUCCGGCCAUGUCUGCCUAUCCCUUCGGCGGGUACGGAAUGGAUCUGAACGGUUCGCGCAGGAAGAACGCCACGCGCGAAACGACGGCGACGCUGAAAGCUUGGCUGUCUGAGCACAAGAAGAACCCGUACCCGACCAAAGGCGAGAAGAUCAUGUUGGCCAUCAUCACCAAGAUGACGCUGACGCAGGUGUCGACCUGGUUCGCCAACGCGCGCCGCCGGCUCAAGAAGGAGAACAAGAUGACGUGGGAGCCGAAGAACCGCAACGACGACGGCGAUGACGACGACGACGGCGAUAGCAGCGACGCCGAACCUUCGAAAGAUCACCACAAACGGCCGUCUUCAGACGGACGGGAGGCAGUUUUGAAUUCGGUGGAGAGCAACGCGGCUCACCAUCGGUCGUGGAACGGCCUGCCGUCAGCCGGAUCGGGUCACGUGAUGGAUGACCACCACCACCACCUCCACCACCACCACCACCAGCAAUUGCAUCGAUUGCACAAUCAGCGUCACCAUCGCGACAGCGAGGACAACAUCGACGUCAUGUUGGACAGCGACGAAGAAGAGCUGGAUCUGUUGAGUUCGGGCGGCGAUUCGGCCUGUCUGUCGCCGCCGGCCGAACACCAUCCGCAUCACCUGGCGCAUCAUUUGACGUCGACGGGCGUGGCGCACAGUUCCUCCUCUUCGACGACGACGUCGACCAAUAGCAAACCGAAGAUCUGGUCACUGGCCGACAUGGCCGGCAGUCAGCCUAGUCAUCAAGCGGCAGCAGCCACGGCCACCGGCGGCUCUCCUCAUCACACGGCGGCGGCGGCGCUGAUGCAGCAGCAUCAACAGCAAGCGGCGGCCGCGGCGGCCGUCGCAGCCGCCGCCGUUUUCCCUUUACCUUUCGGCCCGCUGUCGCAGGCCUUUGGUCUCCGAUCGCCGCACAGUAGUUUCAUGCCUCCCAACAACAACAACAACACCAGCAACACCACUGGCCCAGGUGGUGGGAAAUUGUUCUCGCCGCGAUUGCCACCGUCUUCACCUUACCUGGACGCCGUGACCGGUUCACCUUACGGUAGGCCUACGACCGGUGUCUACCGGUACGCGGCCGGCGGAGUGGCGCCGGCCAAUCCGGCACCAGGGAUGGCUAACGCACCGUUGACUUGCGCGCCAUCUAAUAACACGUCGCCCUAUAACAGUGUGAGGAGUAGCAACUUGGCGGCCGGAGGAGGCGCAGCCGCAUCGGCCGGUGAGGCGGCCUCGAUGGCGUUGGCCUACAAUCAGCUGAUGUCCAGCAUGGCUGCUCAUUUCCAGCAGCAGCAACACCUUCAGCAUCAUCACCAGCACGGCUUGGGUGCAGCUGGCAACGCUGCCAGCACCGCUAAAUUAGGAGGUGCCUCUUCUGCUACCUCACCUGGAGUCCUGGAGAACCUGGAAAAAUUAGCCGCACUAGCAUCGGGCGCUUCGUCCUCCUCGGCUAACAAUCGCAGUGAUAUCAAGAGCAGCGUUGCCGGUAAUUGAACUUCACCCAAUGAAUGAACAUUUUUUGUCUGUUUUUUUUUUUUUCAAAUUCCCCAGUUGGGCGCCAUUUUUUUUUUCCUGCAAAACGAGAGACACUCGUGCAAAUGUGUUAACCAACAUCACCUAUCACGAUUAGUUCCUUAUUUGUUUGAUUCUAUUUCAUUAUUAUUAUUUGAUUUGCGAAUUUUUGCUGCCGUAUUCCAAAACGUUUGACUUGCCAUCCGCUGAUUUCUUUUUCAAUUUGAAAUUUGAAAUGAAAAAAAACCAAACAAAAAAAAAACAAACAAAAAAACUAAAUGAAUAUCCUUUUUUUUUUUAUUAUUGCCACAUAUUACGUGCUGUUUUUUGUGUGUGUGUGUCUGCCUCCGUCUUACAUGUCCACCCCCUUCCUGUUGUUGAUUGUUCGCUGCGUGUGUGCCCAUCACUCGCCAUCGUUUCUGUACAAUAAUAGGCCCAAUAUUCGAUCAUCCCCGCGUCAUGUCUCUCUUAGCUUUUACGUUUCCCAAUCAUUUCCUUCCUUUCGAUGAUGUUGAACCCGUUUUCUAUCGGGUCUUUUGCAUUGAAUUUCUACAUUUUGAAAAUUUUUUUUUUUUUCGAGGCUCCCCCCCAUCCCCCCUUCUUUUUACCUGAGCGGUCGUCGAGGUCGGAGAUCUCAUUCAAGCGAAAUAACACACGGACGACGUCGAAUGAUUCGGCAAUUUUCAGACGCUCCUUUCCCGAUCGAAACGGCCCAAAAAAAAAACCCGCGCACAAUUUUUUUGUUAUUUUUCAUUUCCCUUUUCACGAAAACAAGAAAGAAAAAAGAAGAAGAAGAAGAAGAGAGUUUACAAAAUUCGAUUAUUGUUUCAUUCUAAACAAAAAAUAAAAUAAAAUAAAACAAAAAAUUUAAAUAAAAUUAUACAAAUGGGCUUCAAAUAUAAAAUUGUAUAAUGUCUGCUGUGUGUUCAGGGUUUUCAUAUACCAUCGAUACAUCGGACGAAACGAUUUAGAAUAUGUAAAACUUUAUUUUUGAGUGAUUUGAUUGGCCGAAUCAAAUGCGAUUUUUUACAUUUUUCUUUAGGGUUUCCAAUUGAUUUUGUCAAGUCGAUAUAGGUCACGUUGAUGGAUUGCGACCAUCUCCCAGUUCACAUGUUCCUAAUUUCUCCCAUCUUACAUAUAGAAUAAUUCGUAUAUACCUUUUGUGAACCAUAUAUACCCUCUCGCGCAAAAACGAACCAAAAAGAAAAACAAAACAAAGGACAAAUGUCUGUCCUAUUUUGGAUUUUUAUGCCUCUCUCUUUUAUACGAAAAAGACAGACGUCAAUCGAUAUAAAUAGAAGACAAAAAUUUAAGAGCUAAUAGACAUUUUGUUUUGGCUAUAUAUAUACAUAUAUCGUGCUGUGUUUGUUGCAUAACCGCAUGAAAACUGAUGCGCUGUUUGUUUCAUGUGCGUGAUGUACGUCAAUUUCAUCAUUUUUUUUAAGGGGGAAGGGGGGGGGGGGCUUUUCCGUUUUAUCAUCACCACAUUGCACAUCACGGUCUGUUUUCCCACCUUUUCUUUCGUUAUCUGCCCCUCCCGGAAAACAACAACAAAUUGAACGCCAAACUAUAUUACAUAUACGAAUGUACAUAAUAUAGGAGCGAGUUGGGAGACUUGGCCAUGGCAAAAACCAAUCUAAAUCAAUGAAUUAUGUAGAGACACGUGAAAGGCAGCAGCCAUUGUAUACACACAUCAUCAGCAACUGGCAAAAGUUUAUAUUAUUCAUUUAAAAAAUAAAAUAAAUAAAACGAGGAUAUUUUUCGUGCCCAUUUGUCACCUCAAACCUCAAAGGAGUGAUGUGGAAAUGAUGAGAAUGACGCAAAACACAUCAAAAAUCAUCCCAAAUCGAGCUGAUUAGAUCAUUUGUUUUUUUCUCGUUAUUUUCUUGGCUUUCGUGUGCGAGUUCAUUUCUAUUGUCGAAACGAAUGAUUGAAGCUUGUUUACAAAUAUGUUUGCAAUUUGAAAUGAAUUGUAAUGUUUUUGUUUGUUCGUUUUUUUGUUUUCCUUCGUGCUGCUGCGCAAUGAGUCCGAAUUGUUUCCAUAUCUCUUUAGCCUCUAAAAAUAUCUUUUUUUUUUUUUAAUUUCAUUGUCGACCUGGAGAUUUCUUGCCCGGCAACUAUUGUUGUAAAAAAUACAAUUUCUUCAACCAAAA